AUGGUUGACAAGGAAUUAGCAGCCAAACUUGAGAGGAGACUAGCUUCUCUAAGUUCCACUUCAAGUAUGGACGCUGAUAUGCAAUCACCUAACAUACUUCCAGCACCACUUCCAUCUGGUAAAUUUGAAUUCUUUCCUUAUUCUGUCGCUGUCGAUGAAACCAUCGAUAUGGACGAAUUAAUCGGCAAAGAAUUGGAUAAGACCAGUAAUAUUCGCGAUCAAGUAAUACAAAAUAACCCACAGCAGUUGGAUCCAAAUAAAAAUGGAUUUCUGCAAAAGGGAGCAUUGCCUUUAAGGGAUGAAAUUUUUGGCAAGGAUGGAGAUAAUCCGCCGUCUGAUGUUUCUAAAAUCGCUUCUAUUCAACAACAAAAUAAUUACAUAGUUGGAAAACCAAUGGAAUCACCGGGUUCAUUGUCACCGAAUAUCUCAAAUGAAUCACAAUAUGAAACGCCUUUUCGAAAAUGUACCGCUCCUAUAGUGCCAAUAGUCCAUCACAAGAACAUUGCUCGAUCUAUUUCGAUGCAAUCUGACGAAUCAUCACUUCGGAUGGUAAGUUAA
Dracunculus medinensis (Guinea worm) is the source of this 558-nucleotide messenger RNA. NCBI's taxonomy places the organism in Eukaryota, Metazoa, Nematoda, Chromadorea, Rhabditida, Dracunculidae. The record is from the annotation of a GenBank genome assembly.